Peromyscus maniculatus bairdii (prairie deer mouse) is the source of this 1121-nucleotide messenger RNA. NCBI's taxonomy places the organism in Eukaryota, Metazoa, Chordata, Mammalia, Rodentia, Cricetidae. The record is from RefSeq and is a predicted model, not a curated record.
AGUGAGGAGUCUGUUCAGAUUCUUGGGGCUUCCUGGUCUUCAAGGACAGGGACAGAGGGACUCAAGGCUUUAUGGCUUGCCUUGGGAGAGGUAGUCCAGCUUGUGUGAAUGGCCUUGGUGAUGGCAGCUCUGGUUUCUGGGACUCAUUCCAGGGGCAGGAGAGGGUCAGGAACAUUCAGAUUUCAAGGCUGUGCAGCUCCCCCAAGUGCAUACUUUGGUCGGGUGUUGCCCCCAGUGCACAGUUCUGAGGAAUCUAGUCACACUCGGUCUAUUUUAUCCCACAGAAGACAUGUCGGAGGCAAGACUCAUGGCCAGAGACCUCAUCAAGACUGUCUUGCAUGACCAGGUCCCCCGACCUCCAGUGGCUCCUGGGGCUCCCAGCAUGAAGGAGCCCGUGGAGGAAGAAAAUAUUAGUCCUGUGAGAGACCUGGACCUUGCGGAGUGCCUGGAGGACAGAAACCAGGUGGCCCUGAGGCUGGCCUACAUCGGUGAUGAGAUGGACCUGUGUCUGCGGAGCCCCCGUCUGGCCCAGCUGCCCGGGAUUGCCAUGCACAGACUCGCUGUCACCUACAGCCAGACGGGGGUCAGGGGCGUUUUCAGGAGCCUGAUUCGUGGCCUCACCAACCUCAGGGAAAACAUUUGGUCCUGGAGAGUCCCGACUCCUGGCACCUGGGUGUUACCUGACCAGGCCCGAGGACAGCUGUUUCCCAUGGUGCUGUUGGUUCUCUUGCUGCUGGGCGGCGAGGCCCUGCGUUUGCAGCUUCAGUGAAGCCCAGCGGGGCCAGGGCCGGUCCCUGCCCCUCAACCACCCCCUAGAGGUGCCGGCACCCUAACUGUGGUGUUUUCUGACAGUCCCCCCACCCACCCCCCUUUUUUUUAAUAUUUAACUCAGGAUAGUGCUGAGAUUUCAUACAGGUUUUCUGGGUUUUUGUAAGGCAAAUGAAUUCACUCUACCUCAGGGGCAUUACUGGCUACAUGCCCCUGAGGCCUGGCUGGCCUCUCUCUUGACCCCUGCCUGCUUCCUCUCUGCAGGCUGGUCCUGUGGCCACCAGGGCAGGGGAGUGCUGGCCACACCCCUGUUUGUGAAGCCUUGAGGCACAGAAUCUACUGGACUAGAUUCC